AUGGGGGGCGCCGGGCCGGGGUGGGGGCCCGCGGGGCUGUGGGUGACGCUGGGGCUGGCCUGGAGCGCGGCAGUGGCUCUGGCCGCGGAGGAGCCGGCCGAGCCGUGCGGGGCGGACGGGUGGGCGCAGGACGCCGUCCCGCCGGGCGCGGCCUUCGUCGCCGCCGCGUCGUACCGCGGGCCCGGCAACAACGACACGCGGAGCAACAAGGCGCUGCCCAUCCUGCUGUGGUGGAGCGGGAGCCUGUUCCCGCACUUCCCCGGCGACACGGAACGUAUCGACUGCCCCCGCGGCUCCUGCCUCGUCACCCGGAGCCGGCGGGUGGCCCGGCACCGCCGCACCAAGGCGCUCAUCUUCUACGGCACCGACUUCAGGGCGUACGAGGCGCCGCUGCCCCGCCUGCCCCACCAGACCUGGGCGCUCUUCCACGAGGAGUCGCCCAUGAACAACUACGUGCUCUCGCACUCGCCCGGCAUCCGGCUCUUCAACUACACGGCCACCUUCCGCCGGGAGUCCGACUACCCGCUCACGCUGCAGUGGCUGCCCGGCACCGCGUACCUGCGGGCCCUGGCCGUGCCCCUGGCCGAGAAGGACGCGUGGCGGCGGAAGGGCUACGGCCCCGUGCUGUACAUGCAGUCGCACUGCGAUGUGCCCUCGGACCGGGACCGCUACGUGCGGGAGCUCAUGAAGUACAUCCAGGUUGACUCCUAUGGUAAAUGCCUGCACAACCGUGAGCUCCCCAGUGAGCGACUGAGAGACACUUCUACAGCCACUACAGAAGAUUCUGAAUUUAUGACUUUUAUUGCCAGGUACAAGUUCCAUCUGGCCUUGGAGAAUGCCAUAUGUGAUGACUACAUGACAGAGAAGCUGUGGCGUCCCAUGCACUUGGGUGCUGUCCCAGUGUAUCGAGGCUCCCCAGCUGUGCGGGACUGGAUGCCAAACAACCUCUCCAUCAUUCUUAUAGAUGAUUUUGACAGCCCCCAAGAGCUGGCAAAGUAUCUGGAUUUCCUGGACAAGAAUGGAGAGGAAUAUUUGAAGUAUUUAGAGUAUAAAAAUGCUGGUGGAAUCAAAAACCAGUUCUUGCUAGAGAGCUUGGAGAAGCGGGAGUGGGGUGUGAAUGACAUGACUCUGCCCAAUUACUUGAAUGGCUUCGAGUGUUUCAUCUGUGACAAGGAGAACACCCGGGUCAAAGAGGAGCAGGAACACAAGAAGUCUCAUGGAAAAAUUCCAGCUCCCAGACCUCAUAUAGCUCAGUUCAAGCACAUGGGAUGUCCUAUGCCAACCCCUGGGUUUGGAAGUGUUGAAGACCUCUCUGGUGGAGACAGUUGGAAAGAAAUGUGGCUGCAGGAUUAUUGGCAAAGCCUUGAUCAGGGUGAGGCCCUCACUGCUAUGAUUCAUCGCAAUGAGUCUCAUCAGGGAAGAUUUUGGGACUACAUGCAUGAGAUUUUUCUGAAGAGGACAAGGCAACACUGACCCAUCUUUGUAAGAGCUUGAUUUGAAAAUUGCAUUGAAAGUUGAGACUCUGAAUUCUUAUUCUCUUCAAAUGUUUGCCUUGAAAAACCAAAACC
Molecule: messenger RNA, 1568 nt
Organism: Melozone crissalis (California towhee)
Lineage: Eukaryota; Metazoa; Chordata; Aves; Passeriformes; Passerellidae
Gene: POFUT4
Product: fucosyltransferase 11
Exons: 3
Coding region: 1-1473 (490 amino acids)
Cellular component (GO): Golgi membrane
Molecular function (GO): alpha-(1->3)-fucosyltransferase activity
Source: RefSeq, a predicted model, not a curated record